AUGGCGUCCCUCGCCACUAAAACCAAGCCGCCAAAGAACGGCAUAAAAAUCAUCCACGCAGGUCUAUACCGCACAGGAACUGCUUCCAUGGCCGCAGCAUACCGGAUCCUCGGCUACAAAGCCCAUCACGCUCUACAUAACGAAUGGCACGAACCCUGGAUCAAACUCGAGCAAGCAGCAGAAGCUACCUUUCCUCACCUCAUCAAGCUCCCAGACUACACUCACAAAGGACCUCGCCCACAGUUCACAAGAGAAGAUUGGCAGAGUUUGUGGGGUGCCUAUGAUGUCGCCACUGAUAUAGCGUCGACGUUCACGUUGGAGCUCAUCAAAGCGUAUCCCGACGCAAAGGUUGUUAUUGUUCAGAGGAAGUUUGAAGAUUGGUGGCCUUCGUUUCAUUCGGAGAUAUUAGUCUCUGUCUUUGAAGCCACUUGGCUUCAGAAGUUCUUGACGUGGUAUGUCUUGCGUUUUCGAGCUUUACAUGCCAUGAGGAAGAUUCUCGCUGGUUUCUUCUCUGUGAAUGAGUUCUCUGUCGAGGCCAUCACGCCUGAUAUUGCAAGGAAUACUUAUGAGGAAUUUUACACCAAGGUUCGGGAAGCUGUACCAAAGGAGAGACGGCUGGAGUAUUCUCUGGGUGAUGGGUGGGAACCGCUUUGUGAAUUCUUGGGAAAGGAUAUACCGGAUGUUGAAUUUCCGAGAGUCAAUGAUCGGAAAACUCAUAGUAAAGAUAUGGAGCGGCUCAUGGCGAAGCUUAUGAGGGUUUCGAUGGGGGUUCUGGGACCUUAUCUUGUUGCGAUUCUUGCCGUUGCUGUUGUGUUUUAUGCCUGGUAA
This is a messenger RNA of Fusarium mangiferae, 828 nucleotides long. RefSeq lists its product as uncharacterized. The transcript has a single exon. The record is from RefSeq and is a predicted model, not a curated record. Lineage: Eukaryota; Fungi; Ascomycota; Sordariomycetes; Hypocreales; Nectriaceae. The coding region runs from base 1 to 828 and encodes 275 amino acids.